Vollenhovia emeryi is the source of this 3928-nucleotide messenger RNA. RefSeq lists its product as uncharacterized. Lineage: Eukaryota; Metazoa; Arthropoda; Insecta; Hymenoptera; Formicidae. The record is from RefSeq and is a predicted model, not a curated record. Gene Ontology annotation, molecular function: monooxygenase activity; iron ion binding; oxidoreductase activity, acting on paired donors, with incorporation or reduction of molecular oxygen. The transcript is spliced from 21 exons. The coding region runs from base 97 to 3177 and encodes 1026 amino acids.
GGUGCUGAAAAUAAACUACAGUGUUACAGAAAUAUUUACCUUGCACCACACAAAUUCCUCCGACGUGACGGACGGUAGUGUUCACAGAUUAGGAGAAUGGAUUUCAUUUCUAUAGCAUUGUGGACUCUUUGCUUUAUUCUGCUUUUCACAAUUUUGUCGAUAGUGUAUCAUCAAUAUGACAUUCGACAGAAACUUAAAAAUUAUCAACAAACGGACGGAUAUCCUUUCAUCGGCAUGAUAUUUCAGUUAAUAAAUAUGUCGGAGUAUGAACGUCUGAAAUGGGCUGUAUCAUUUAUGCACAAGUGUAAAGAAGGAAUAUUCGUACAAUGGCUUGGACCCAGGCCUUUUGUUACUGUGUUUAAGCCAGAAUAUUUGGAGCAUAUUUUUCCUAGCACUGUCAACAUUGCAAAAGCAGAUAUUUAUAAUCUUGUCAAACCUUGGUUGGGCAAUGGACUUCUCACCUCUACAGGAAAGCAGUGGUUGCACGAUAGAAAACUCAUCGGACCAACGUUUCAUUUUAGCAUAUUAGAUCAAUUUUCUGUGGUUCUAUCUGAAAAAGCAGAGAUCUUAACAAAGUGUCUUGAAAGAGAGAUAAAAAAACAUCCAGGGAAAGCCAUUGAUAUUUUCCCUUUUGUUAUCAAUACUGCUCUCGACGUUAUUUGUGAAACGGCAAUGGGUGUGAAUAUACAUGCUCAAGAAACCGAAACGGAAUAUACAUCAACAGUACAUAAAAUUUCCGGGUUAAUAAUGAAUCGAUUCUUUCGGCCGUGGUAUUGGAUGGAUUGGUUGUACUAUUCACUGCCCGCAGGAAAGGAAUUUCAAUCAGCUCUUAAUCAAUUGCAUGGAUUCACAAAUAGUGUGAUAAGCAAGAAAAAGGCUGAACGGCAAUCGCAAAACUACACAGAACUCGAAAAUGAAGAUGAUGAAUUUAAUAUAGGUAAAAAGAAGAGGAAAGCGUUCCUAGAUCUGUUAUUAGACCAGAAUGCGAAAGCUGACACUCCUUUAACCGAUGAUGAGUUGAGAGCACAAGUUGACACAUUCAUGUUUGCGGGACACGACACAACUGCGGUCGCGAUAACCUGGGCACUUUUUCUUUUGGGAAAUAAUCUCGAGCACCAAGAAAAAGUUCACCAAGAACUCGAGGAGGUUUUCAGAGAUUCUCAAGCACCAGCUACCGUAAAAGAAUUGUCGCAACUAAAGUAUCUCGACAGAGUUAUAAAGGAGACGCUCCGAUUAUUUCCAAGUGCACCUUUCAUCUCGAGGGAAUUAACCGAACAAGUAAAACUGGAUAAUUAUACAAUUCCGAAAGGUGUCACAGUCACAUUGGCAAUCUAUUUAACACACCGUAACCCGGAGGUCUGGCCGGACCCAACGAAGUUCGAUCCAGAUCGCUUCCUUCCAGAAAACUCAAGGAAAAGGAAUCCGUAUGCCUACGUUCCAUUCAGCGCUGGACCGAGAAACUGUAUAGGCCAGAGAUUCGCUUUACUUGAAGAUAAAAUUGUGUUGACUGCUAUUCUGAGGAAGUGGAGGGUGAAGAGCGUGAAAACGCCUGAUACGAUUAAGUACGGCGGCUCUCUCAUUUUGAGACCGUGCGAGGAAGUACACAUACAUUUGACGCCAAAGAAAUGUUCGCAGAUUACGAGAAUGGAUUUCAUCUCUUUGGCAUUGUGGACCCUUUGCGCUGUUCUGAUUCUCAAACUUUUACCGACAGUACGUCGUACAUAUGUUAUUCGGCAGAAACUUAAGGAUUUUCCCAAAGACGGUGGACUUCCUUUCUUCGGCAUGAUAUUUGAGAUCAUAAAUAAGCCGGAACACGAACACAUGAAAGUGAUGGUAUCGUUUAUGGACAAGUUUAAAGAAGGAAUAUUCGUGAAUUGGAUUGGAACCAAGCCUUUUAUUACUGUGUAUAAGCCAGAAUAUUUGGAGCAUAUUUUUCCUAGCCCCGUGAACAUCACCAAAGCAGAUAUGUAUGAUCUUUUUAAACCUUGGUUGGGCAACGGACUUGCGACUUCUACAGGACAAAAGUGGUUCCACGAUAGAAGACUCAUCGGACCAACGUUUCACUUUAGUAUAUUAGAUCAAUUUGCUGUGGUACUAUCUGAAAAAGCAGAGAUCCUAACAAAGUGUUUUCAAAGAGAGAUAGAAAAAAAUUCAGGAGAAGCCAUUGAUGUCUUCCCUUUUGUUAUCAGUACUGCUCUCGAUAUUAUCUGCGAAACGGCAAUGGGUGUAAAUAUGCAUGCUCAAGAAACUAAAACAAAAUAUACUUCAGCAGCACAUAAAGCCUCCAGGUUAAUAAUAGAUCGAUCAAUACGACCGUGGUAUUGGAUUGAUUGGUUGUACUAUUUACUGCCUGCAGGGAAGGAAUUGAAAUCAGCGCUUAAUACAUUACAUGAAUUCACAAAAGGGGUGAUAAAUCAGAAAAAAGCUGAACGAAACUCGCAAAACCAUACAGAACUCGAAAAUGAAGACGAUGAAUCAAACAUAGGUAAAAAGAAGAGAAAAGCGUUCCUAGAUCUAUUAUUAGACCAGAAUGAGAAAACUGAUACUCCCUUGACCGAUGAUGAAUUAAGAGCACAAGUUGAUACGUUCAUGUUUGCGGGGCACGACACAACUGCGGUCGCGAUAACCUGGGCACUCUUUCUUUUGGGCGAUAAUCUCGAGCACCAAGAAAAAGUUCACGAAGAACUCGAGGAGGUUUUCGGAGAUUCAGAAGAACCAGCCAGUGUAAAAGAGUUGUCGCAACUGAAGUGUCUCGACAGAGUCAUAAAGGAGACACUGCGAAUAUUUCCAAGUGUACCUUUCGUCGCGAGGGAAUUAACGGAAGAAGUAAAAUUGGAUAAAUAUACAAUUCCGAAAGGUGUCCUGGUUUCAAUACCGAUAUAUUUAAUACAUCGAAAUUCCGAGGUUUGGCCGGAUCCAAUCAAGUUCGAUCCGGAUCGCUUUCUUCCGGAAAACUCAAAGAACAGGAAUCCGUACGCUUACGUUCCGUUCAGCGCUGGACCGAGAAACUGUAUAGGCCAGAGAUUCGCUCUACUCGAGAGUAAAAUCGUGUUGACUGCUAUUCUAAGAAAGUGGAGGGUGAAAAGCAUGAAAACGCUAGACACGAUUAAGUAUACUGGCGUUCUCAUUUUGAGACCGUGCGAGGAAGUACACAUACAUUUCACGCCAAAGAAAUAAACAGUUUACCAGCAAAUGCAUUGCCCCGGUAAAGGUGGAUAAUCUCUCGUGGACAUAUAGAGCAGAUAAAAUAACCCCAUAAGUGCCUAGUGAUUUUACACUUCUGUAAUGAGAUACUUGUCUCUAAAUGUAAAAUUUCUCAAGCAUUUUUCACAAAUAUCUCCUAUCUCGCUCUUUAGAUUUUAAUAGGUUCUAAUAAUUAUUUUAAUAUUAAGCAAAGAUUUUUAAAUCAAUGUGAUGAAUUUCGUGAUAACAUGUCAAAGACUGAAAAACGGGCCAAGGGCAUUAACCCAUCUGUCUAAUCUACGAAAGUUUGGAGUUGGUACGUUGUUUUUACUUUUACAUUAUUUCAGAUACUCCACAUUUAUUUUAGGAAGAAGCUAGUACAGGUUUUGCGAAAAAAGGAGUAGUACUAUCAGCGCGACUUUAGAGCGAUGCGUGGUAUCUCACUCAACAGUGUGGUCGUGUGUAUAAUCGAACUCUGAUUAUAUAAUCAUACGAGUAUUAUCAUGAAGGAACUUUAUAAUGCGAUAUGAACAAGUAUUAUCAAAGUUCAACACGUCGCGAUUUUGCAAUCUCACUCUGCAGUUGAAUCUUGAAUCAAGAAGAGAAGUGAAAGAGUUGAACCGAGGUGAGAACAGAAGCGCACUAUUCUAUUGCUUAUUUGAUCGCAUUUAAUAUUGUUCGCAGUAUGAUAUAAAUGUAAAUCAUAAUUCCUAAUAAAUAUCGAAGUGCAAUAAACGAGGUUGUC